AUGCAAGUACCGAACGGACCGGUCGGAGCUUAUGGACACACCGCGCGUAAUUACGCACCAGCAUCGCUGUACCCGCAGUACCAGGGAGGACAGUGCGAUUCAUCAUCGAAGCCACCCAGUGGGAAAUCUUUCACUAUUGAGGCUUUGCUCGCCAAACCAGAGGACAAACCCAGCGACCGUACGAGUCUUACUCAGCGCGGAGUGAAAUACGAACCAGCAGCACCUGUCCUGCCUUUUACCGGACACGUAGGCUUACAGAUGGGACCAGCAGCGUACGUCUACUCACCAAACAUGUUGCACUCAGCGAUCCACAGGCAACCUGGAUAUUCUAUCUACUGCUGCCCACCUUUCACCUACCAGUCCUCCUGUCGCGGCGCACUUUACGCUCAAGCUACAAUGCCCAAAGUCAACGUAGGGCUACAUUCGCUCAAAACUAAAGGUGGGAAGUCAAAAAGGAUGCGCACCAGCUUCACCAGCGAGCAGCUGUCCCGGCUGGAAAAGGAGUUCGCCCGGCAGCAGUACAUGGUCGGAUCGGAGCGAUUCCUCCUGGCUUCUUCUCUGCAGCUUACCGAGGCUCAGGUCAAAGUCUGGUUCCAGAAUCGACGCAUCAAGUGGCGCAAACAGAGUCUGGAACAGCAGCAGGCCAAACUGGCCAAACUGGGCCUGGCCGCUCCACCAAAAAGCCCCGGAUCUCAAGGCAACGAAGAUGAGGGCGAUGCGGAUGAAGAGUUCUCCGAUUCAGAAGCGGAUAUUAACGUAUCCGACGACUCCAAGCACCACUGUUAA
This is a messenger RNA of Archocentrus centrarchus (flier cichlid), 786 nucleotides long. RefSeq names its product notochord homeobox (gene noto). Gene Ontology annotation, cellular component: nucleus. The record is from RefSeq and is a predicted model, not a curated record. Gene Ontology annotation, biological process: central nervous system development; regulation of transcription by RNA polymerase II; neuron differentiation. The transcript has 3 exons. Lineage: Eukaryota; Metazoa; Chordata; Actinopteri; Cichliformes; Cichlidae. The coding region runs from base 1 to 786 and encodes 261 amino acids. Gene Ontology annotation, molecular function: RNA polymerase II cis-regulatory region sequence-specific DNA binding; DNA-binding transcription factor activity, RNA polymerase II-specific.